Psammomys obesus (fat sand rat) is the source of this 2666-nucleotide messenger RNA. RefSeq names its product X-ray radiation resistance associated 1 (gene Xrra1). The record is from RefSeq and is a predicted model, not a curated record. The transcript is spliced from 17 exons. Lineage: Eukaryota; Metazoa; Chordata; Mammalia; Rodentia; Muridae. Gene Ontology annotation, molecular function: protein binding. Gene Ontology annotation, cellular component: nucleus. Bases 1 to 2367 code for a protein of 788 amino acids.
AUGGUGUCUUCAGGAAUGUACAAAAUGGACAAUGGCAGGCCUUGCCUCACCAACUGCUUUCCAGCAAAAAAUCUCACUCGGAUACCAGAAGAAGGCCGAGGACACUGGUUAGUGGCUCGGAAAGGCAAUAUGAAGAAUGUGGGUAAGGUGCCCACCGAAGUUCAGGAAAACCCGAAGAAAGUAUCUUUUGAGAUUGGAUUGAAGAAAGCAUCUCAGCGGGAUAACCAGGCAGAAGUUCUUGGACACACCUUGGACCGGCCUUUUCUGCUGAAGCACCACAGUGUGAGAAAACCAUCAGAUCUCUGCACUGUCAAUGUGAGCGGCCUGAAGUUCUCCAAGGCAAAGGAAAAGGACUUCAAACAUUUUACAUCCGUGAUUUAUAUCAAUGCCUCCGAAAACCUGCUGCCUCUAGAUGCCUUUCACACAUUUCCAGCCCUAAAGGAACUGGAGCUGGCAUUCAAUGGCAUCAAGACAGUCUAUGUGAAAUAUGGAGACUUCAAGACAUUGGAAUUCUUGGACCUUUCCUUCAACAGCCUGACUGAGGAGGCCAUCUGUGAUCUGGGGAUUCUGCCGCAUCUCCGCGUGCUGCUCCUCACAGGAAAUGGGCUCACCUCGCUACCACCCCACAUGGCUGUCAUAGAACAGGAGGCAUCCGUGGCCCAGCUGAUGAGCAAGAAGUACAUCCUGAGGUUCCCGGCCCUGGAGACCUUGAUGCUGGACGACAACAGGCUGUCCAAUCCCAACUGCUUCGCCAGCCUGGCUGGGCUCCGGAGACUGAAGAAGUUGAGCCUGGACCAAAACAAGAUUUUCCGGAUCCCGUACCUACAACAGGUUCAGCUCCGUGAUGGCACAGGGGACUGGGUUACAGAGGGGCCAAGUUCCCAGAGAGAUAUGCAGCCCCAGACGUGGGUAUUUGAGACCCCGGAUGAGCAACCGAAUUACACCGUACUGCCCAUGAAAAAGGACGUUGACCGCACAGAGGUUGUGUUCUCAUCUUACCCUGGAUUUUCAACCUUACAGACAGCCAAGAUAUGUUCACUUCCUCCCAUAUUUGAAAUUCUUCCUGUGAAGUCACUGAAAGCUCGGAACCAGACGCUCGCCCCACCUUUCCCAGAGCUGAGAUACCUUAGCUUGGCCUACAACAAGAUCGCAAAGGAGGAUGCCAUCCUGCCAGCAGCUCUCUUCCCCUCCCUCUGUGAGCUCGUCUUCCACAACAACCCUCUGGUGGCACACACUCGAGGGAUCCCACCUCUGCUGAAGAGCUUCCUCCAGGAGCGCCUGGGCAUUCGCUUAGUUCGAAGGAAACUGGUAAAGGCCAAACACCAUAUGAUCAUGCCUCGGAAGGAGUCACGGAAGGUGAAAACCCACGUCCCCAAGGUGCCAAAGCAUUGUCUGGUCCCCCAUCACCUGAACGGAAUUACAGACGAGCCUCCCUCGAGUCUUAUGCCAGAGCCAGAGUCGGGAGCGCCAGGGCAGCUUGCCACUGAAGACGGCUCUCAUGAGGCCCUGCUGGCCAAUGAGAGCCCAGAAGGCCCCCACGUGCCCCACCGGACCUUUGUGCCCAUGCCUCCCAUUUGCUCCGACUCCACCGUGCACAGUGAGACGGUGUCCCACCCGAGCUGCACAGCCGGCCUCGUGAGCCCAGACCACCCAUCAGACGACGCCAAGAGCACGGAGUCCAUCUUCCUGACCCAGGUGAAUGAGCUGCCAUCCUCCACCGUCCGCAGGGAAAAGUUAGAGGGAAAGGAGAACGACCAAAGGAGACCAUUAACAGCACCCAGAGAGGCAAAGAGGACUCGGAAGAAGCAGGCGAUGGGCUCCAAGUACUGUGGCUAUGAGGAGCUGCUCAAAGUAAAGCCUGAUCCAGCCUUUGUGGAGCCAAAGGGCAUCCAGAAGAACGCGCAGGCGCUGCAUCGCAUGCUGAAGCAGCCCCUGGUCUGCCGCCCCUCCAAGCCCAGGCUGGACACUUUACAGAAGCCCUACGUCCCCAAGGAGAGGAAGGCCCCUAGAUUGCCGGUUCCACCCCCCCGGAAGACCCGAGCGCAGCUGCUGGAUGACGUCCUGAUUCGCAUGCGAGAUCCUCGGAAUGUUACAGAGGCUCCACUGGGCGCCGUGCUGCAGCGGCGCGCGCAGCAGCGCCUGGUGAACCAGAAGCAGUACCGGGAGGCCAAGCGGCUGCUCAAGGAGUUCCGCGCGCGCUACCGGGAGCUGGUGCGUAACUCCCUUCGGACUGUGUUCACCACCAGCCCACCGCCCAGGCCACCUACCCGCCGUGCGCUGAGCGCCAGCCAACCCAAGCUGGGCCGCUUCCUCGAGUUCAUGGACGAGUUCUGCCAGGAGCCCACGGCCAGCGACUCGAAAGAGUAGAGCUGCGCACCGCCCUCCCCAAGGGCCCUGCGCCCUGGACUGUGCCCAGCCCUGAACAGAGGGGCCUUGGGCUCCAUCUUGCUCCGUGGUCAGCAUGGGGAGCUCAGCAGGACCUCGCCUCCGAGCCCGGCCAGGUCGCACCAGGUGGCUGGCCCAGCAGCAAUAAAGAGUGGUGCAUAGCGCAAUACAGUGGGUGCCAAGUAUCCUUCUCGGAAGCCAGGCCAGGGCCACAGCGAUGGUGUCACUAAAGAAAGAUCUCUGCUGACUCCUGCAUCCCAAGAGGGCUGUGAGAAACCUAC